Messenger RNA from Papaver somniferum (opium poppy), 1233 nucleotides. RefSeq lists its product as uncharacterized. The transcript has 2 exons. The coding region runs from base 1 to 1233 and encodes 410 amino acids. Lineage: Eukaryota; Viridiplantae; Streptophyta; Magnoliopsida; Ranunculales; Papaveraceae. The record is from RefSeq and is a predicted model, not a curated record.
AUGAAGUUGUUAUUGAAGCACUUAAUCCAUCCCUUCCAAUCUGCUUUUAUAGCAGGAAGAUCUAUUCAAGACAACAUUCUAGUGGCACAUGAGAUUGUUAGAAACUAUCAUAGGACUACUGGUACUCCUAGAUGCACCAUGAAGAUUGAUCUCAGGAAAGCAUAUGACACUGUUAGUUGGAAGGCAAUUCUUAUUACUUUAAAGAAGAUGGGAUUCCCUGCUAUUUUUAUUGGCUGGAUUGAACUUUGUAUUACUUCACCUAAGUUUUCUAUUCUUAUUAAUGGGUCUCCAUAUGGCUACUUUGGAGCUAAAAGAGGACUGAGACAAGGGUGUCCCCUCUCUCCCUAUCUAUUUGUCAUGGUGAUGGAGCUUCUCAGCAUUAUUAUUCAAAAACAGGUUGACAAAGGUGUGUAUGGUCUCCAUCCUAGAUGCAAAAUAACCAGACUGACUCAUAUCUGCUUUUCAGAUGAUGUUUUGGUAUUUUCUAAAGGCGCUACUAAUGCAGUUGCUACUUUAAGGAGGGGUACCAUGAAAUUCAGUGAUUGUUCUGGCCUUCAAAUGAACCAACAAAAAACUUCCCUGUUUUCUUCUGCAGUUGGAGAUGAUGAGAUACAAAAUAUACUUCAUAUUAUGCAAUUUCUUGAGGAUAAAUUGCCAGUAAGGAAAGAUUCCAUUUGGACUGAUUGGGUCAAUAAGAAUCUUAUUAAAACAAGAAAUAUUUGGGAAAUGCAUAUUCCUUCCGAUUCUUCUUGGUGUUGGAGAAGAGUGCUAGAUCAGAGACAAAUUGCUAGAGAUAUGGUUAUUACAAUUUUGGGUGAUGGAGCAAAUACUAGCUUUUUGCAUGAUAAUUGGCAUUAUAAGGGUAGACUGGCUUCUUGGAUGGACCCUUCUAUAAUUUCUGAGUUCUUUCCUAAUGAUACUUGCACUGUCUCAGAUUUUAUUAAAAAUGAUGAAUGGACUUUAGCUUCUUCAACUGAUCCUAGCAUUGCAGCUAUCUUUUUAGAAGUGGCUUCAACUGAUUUCCUUACUACAGAGAAAGACAAGGUUAUGUGGUCUGUUAGUAACUCUGGGGGUUUUUCAGUUAAAGAUACUUAUAAUUCCUUAUUUCUUCAUGGUGAUAAAGUGAACUGGAGUACCCUUGUAUGGUUUAAGAUUCAUAUACCCAGGCAUUCUUUUAUUACUUGGGUGACUUUACAUGGCAGAUUAAAAACUAGAGAUAAGCUUCUUAAAUGA